Molecule: messenger RNA, 732 nt
Organism: Eruca vesicaria subsp. sativa (arugula)
Lineage: Eukaryota; Viridiplantae; Streptophyta; Magnoliopsida; Brassicales; Brassicaceae
Source: the annotation of a GenBank genome assembly
AUGGCAUCAUCUCUUCCUCAGUUCACCGAUUUCACAUUUUCCAGCGAGACUUCUUCUCAGUUUCACGGCUCUUCUUCAUGUCCUGACUUCUCAGCUCUAUCCAACUACGUCGGCGACAGUUACCAUUCCUUCAACACAUCUUCUAACCAAGAAUCCACAUUUUUUCCCCAAGUUUUUGGCAUUUCUGAUAUUUAUAUGCCGGAGUACAAUAAAUAUUACCAGAAAAUGGAUGUGAAUAAUGCCACACAAUAUUUUCAUGGUGGAGAUCAAGAAUACUACGGCUAUUCACCGGAGAUCAUGCCCUUGUUCUGUCAGUCCUCUGGAGAGAAUUCCUGGGGAAACAUUGAAGGAGGGAUACAAGCUGAGCCGAACACAAAAGUGGGACGAUACUCGGUUGAAGAACGUAAAGACAGAAUCAUGAGGUACUUGAAGAAGAAGAACCAACGCAACUUUAAUAAGACCAUCAAGUAUGUAUGUCGUAAAACCCUAGCUGACCGGCGUGUUCGUGUUAGAGGUCGAUUUGCCAGAAACAACGACACAUGUGAACAACAAUCUCACAUGUCUAAGAAUCACAACAACUAUUCUAAAAAGGAAGAAGAUAUAUUUUCUCGAUCAGACGACUAUUUUCAGAUGAAAAACGACGAUGGAUGGCUUCACGAAGCAGUGUCUAAUCUGAUUUAUUUUCCUUGUGAACUGGACGCUCCUAGUGAUGCUCAUCAUCCAACCACAUGA